GUUUAGCUCCUAAAUUUAAUUAGUGGAUUGUUUGACACGUCCGCCAUUAAUGCUUCCAUUCCCAAAAAAGAAGGCACACAGUUACUAUGAAUAUUGAUUUAUCUACGCGGAUUUAGCACUUUGUCAAUCGAAUACUCAUAAUUCCUUCCUCGAAAAUUCUGUGAAAUUUCACUGCCUUCAUACUAAACUCUCAACGUUUAUAAACAUGAACCACUCUCUUGCAAAGUUUAAGGUUUGUGUUCUAACAUUCACAAUUAAUAAUUACCUUAGUGAAUCUACAACGUUGUUUGGAAAUGGAACAACAACGAGUGCUAAUUCCUUUUUCCAAGGGAUUUUCUAAUUCUACUUACGAUGUUUUCCUCAGUUUUAGAGGAAAAGAUACUCGCUAUGGUUUCACUGGAAAUCUCUACCAUGCUUUGAACCAAAGAGGAAUCAACACUUUCAUGGAUGAUGAAAUGAUUAAGAGAGGUGAACAAAUUUCACCCACCAUUUUCAAAGCAAUUGAACAAUCUAGGACUGCUAUUAUUGUUUUCUCCAAAACCUAUGCAUCCUCAAAAUGGUGUCUUCAAGAACUUGUCAAAAUUAUUGCCUGUUACAAAGGAAAGGAGCUAGUGGUGUUACCGGUGUUUUACAAGGUCGAUCCGUCGGAGGUUCGACAGCAGACGGGGAGUUAUGGACGACAAUUGGCUAUGCAUGAAGAGAAAAUGAUGGAUAACGAAAAGGAAUUGCAAAGUUGGAGGUUGGCUCUUCGUGAAGCUGCAAACCUUGCAGGGUGGCCUUUUAGAGAUGGAUCUGAAUAUGAAUAUGAAUUUAUCAAAAGGAUUGCCGACACAGUGGGCAGCACAUCAAAACAAAAUCUUUCAUAUGUUGAGGAUUAUGCAGUUGGACUAGAGUCACGUGUAUCUAAAAUAAUACCCCGUUUGCAAAUGCCUGAUCCCAAUGUCAUCAUGAUAGGAAUAUGUGGGGUUGGUGGAAUAGGCAAAACUACUUUGGCAAGAGCUUUGUAUAAUUCCAUUAGCCAAGAAUUUGAAGGUUUGUGCUUCCUCUAUGAUGUCAGAGAAAAUUCAACGAAAUAUGGAUUGGCAUAUCUACAACAGGUAAUUCUUUCUGAUGUUGUUGGUGAGAAUAUCAAGCUGCGUAAUGAGAAUGAAGGAAUUCCAAUCCUAAUCAGAAAGUUGCAAGAUAAACGGGUUCUUUUGAUACUUGAUGAUGUUGACAAGUUGGAUCAACUGAAGAAUCUAGCAGGAGCAUGUUGUUGGUUUGGUUGGGGAAGUAGGAUUGUCAUAACCACUAGACAUAAAGAUAUUCUAGCUGCUCAUGGAGUUGGAAAUAUAUAUGAUGUACCUAGAUUUGAUUAUUAUGAAGCUCUUCAACUUUUAAGUUUUAUUGCAUCAAAAAGACCUACUCCCGAUGGAGUCUGGAAUCGCGCAAUCCACUAUUCCAACGGCCUUCCAUUGGUUUUAAAGGUUAUAGGUUCUGAUUUAUUAGAAAAAUCAACAGAUGAAUGGGAGGUUUCAUUAGACAGAUAUGCGCAAGUCUGCAAUCAAGAAACUCAAAGUAUACUUGAAGUGAGUUAUGAUAGUUUGAAUGAAUGCGAGAGGAGAAUUUUCCUUGACAUUGCAUGUUUCUUCAAUGGAGAGCCAUUGCCAUAUGUUGAAGAAAUACUAUCUGCUUGUGGUUUCUACACAAAAUAUGGUAUUGAACGACUUAAGGAUAGAUCUCUAUUAUCAAUCACUCCCAGUGGAAAUUUGAUGAUGCAUGAUCAUAUAAUAGACAUCGCUAUGAAAAUAGUACAACAAGAAUCACCCAUAUAUCCUUGCAAACGAAGUAGGUUAUGGUUGCCUGAGGAUGUUCUUCAAGUUUUAGACGAAAACUCGGGAAAUGAUAAAAUUGAAGUCAUGAUAUUGGACAACUUACCACGAGGACAUUUAGAGAAUUUGAGUGACAAAAUCUUCAAAGAGAUGAAAAGCUUGAGAAUACUAAUUAUUAAAGAUGCAAUAUAUUCUGAAGUCCUCCAACAUCUCCCUAAUAGCUUAAGAGUUCUGGAUUGGAGUGGAUAUCCUUCAUGGUGUUUACCACUUGAUUUUGUCAACUUGCCUUCUAAUUGUCUCAUUUUGAACCAAUUCAAGAAUAUGAAGUGUUUGAUGAGAAUGGAUUUCACUUACUGUAAUUUCAUAAGAGAAGUACCUGAUUUGUCUGGUGUCCCAAACUUGAUAAAAUUGUAUCUUGAUAAUUGUAUAAAUGUUACUAAAAUUCAUGAUUCUGUUGGAUUACUUGGUAACCUUAAAGAGCUGACAGCCACACGAUGCACUAAUCUAAAAACAAUCCCCGUCGCAUUCAAGUUAUCAUCUCUUAGAGUUCUCUCUUUCUCCGAGUGCUCAAGACUCGCGAGGUUUCCAGAAAUAUUGUGCAAGAUCGAAAAUUUGGCACAUGUCAACUUGUGGCAAACUGCCAUAGAGGAAUUACCAUUUUCUAUUGGAAAUGUGACAGGACUUGUAGUUUUAACUCUGAUGGAUUGUGCUAGGCUCGAUAAGCUACCUAGUAGCAUUUUUACACUCCCAAGACUUCAAGAAAUUCAAGCUGACUCAUGUAAAGGGUUUGGCAUAUCUAUUGAGUGUGAAGAUAAUAAUAAACUACUGAGUUUCACUGUGUGUCCAAACAAGAUUCAUUUGUAUUUGAGCUCUUGCAGUUUAACAGAUGAACAUCUUUUUAUAUGUCUAAGCGGUUUCGCCAAUGUGGUACAUUUGGACAUAUCUUACAAUAAUUUCACUGUCCUUCCGCAAUGCAUUAAAGAAUGUAUCCACUUGAACACUCUUCUGCUAACAAACUGCAAUCAGCUUCAAGAAAUCUCAGUGAUUCCCUCAAAAUUGAAAGAUAUAGAUUCACUGAACUGCACAUCAUUGACAUCCCAGUCACAAUGUGUACUAUUGAGCCAGGCAUUUCACGAAACCGGGGAAAAAAGUGUGAUGCUUCCAGGGUCAAGUAUUCCAGAAUGGUUUGAUCAUUGUAGCAAUGAAAGAUCCAUAACCUUUUAUGCUCGUGAGAGAUUCCCUAGCAUUUGUGUGUGUGUUGUUUUUGGAAUGUUGGAAAAUCUGCCUCAUCAUUUUGUAGUUAGGUUCUGUUUAAACAUCAAUGGCCACAAAAUGAUACUAUCACCAUGUUCUAGUUUGUCAAUUGUGAAAGAGCAUGUGUGGCUGUUUGAUCUAAGUACCUUAAUCUAUAACAAUCACUUUCUUAGAGAAACAUUUGAGAAACAUGGUUGCUGGAAUCAUGUGGAAGUUUCAUGUGAGGAUUGUCAAGAUGAACAUUUGAUGGCACACGGUGUUCAUGGAGCAAGAAGAAUCACAAUUGUGAAAUGGUAUGGAAUUCAUGUGUACAGGCAAGAAAACAUAAUGAAUGAUGUCUUAUUCACAAGUGUCAACACAAUGGAGACUUUUUCACAACAAUCACUCAAUGAUAUUAGUAAUAAUGAAGUAAUGCAAAUAUAGGGAAUUGUUAAAAGGGUGAGUGAGGGUGGUGACUUUUUCAGCUUUUGUACAGCUAUGUGAUGAUUAUAUCUUACAUCCUACAAAGAGAAUUUUCCUCAAAUGAUUGUAAUUUCUUUCUUUUUUUCUUGUAAAUAACUUUUUUUCCCCAAUAUAUAGCUAUGUUUUAGUCCAAA
Cicer arietinum (chickpea) is the source of this 3661-nucleotide messenger RNA. RefSeq names its product disease resistance protein Roq1-like. Gene Ontology annotation, biological process: signal transduction; defense response. Gene Ontology annotation, molecular function: ATP hydrolysis activity; ADP binding. The record is from RefSeq and is a predicted model, not a curated record. NCBI's taxonomy places the organism in Eukaryota, Viridiplantae, Streptophyta, Magnoliopsida, Fabales, Fabaceae.